This is a messenger RNA of Colletotrichum orchidophilum, 273 nucleotides long. RefSeq lists its product as uncharacterized. Bases 1 to 273 code for a protein of 90 amino acids. The record is from RefSeq and is a predicted model, not a curated record. The transcript has a single exon. Lineage: Eukaryota; Fungi; Ascomycota; Sordariomycetes; Glomerellales; Glomerellaceae.
AUGAAAUUCUUUCUGUCUCUCGUCGUUUUGGCUGCCGCUGCGUCUGCAGCGAACCCCUCUCUUUUGGCGAAGCGCGCCGUAUACCCUCAAGAAGGCCAAGUAUGCUGCAGACAUGAUGGAGCCAAGAACUGCGUACGUCUUCCUCUUCUUGAUCCUGCUAUAGGAGUAUUUCGAAAGUUCGAAGUAAUGUGGCUAACUUGUCUUUCUGAAGAUCUGCGUGGCUCACAACAAAGGGGUUUGUCUACUAUCAGUGAUCCCCAAAACAUACAAUGA